CUCCCGCCGAAGAACUGCCUCCUCAGGGCGCAGCGGCUUUGCCACCAGAGCCGGACGACGCAGCGUCAGAGGCGGCAUCGGGCUCCGAGGAGCGCGGCGACGAGAUUGGUUCCGAGCUCGGCGUCAAACAGGAUGAGCUUGAGAGUGCCAAGCGUGAGCUUGAGGAGGAAGAGGCUCCACCGCAGGGCGCGGUAGCCAAGGUUGAGAAUGAGGAGCGCUCGCCCGAGGCGGCAGCGCCGCAGGCGGAGGAGGAGGAGGCAGCUCAGGACGAUCCGCCAGCAGGCGCUCCCCAGGUAGGGGAGUUCGUGGAUGUGCAUGGCAUCGAGGAUAGCAUCGUGCGUUGCAACCGCUGCUGUCGCACGGCAAAGGAGUGCAACUACAGGAUCAGGGCGAAGGGCCAGUCGACUUACCAGUGCGACGCGUGCAACACGAACGGGGUGCGCCUUUCUCGGAGGUUCGGACAGUGGCCGCCAAAGUGUUUCGCCAAAAUGAAGAGUGAGUUCAAGCAGCAGUUCUACAAGGGUGGCAAGUACCUUCCGCUGAGGAAGUGGGCGCACGACGGCUUCGACGCGAAAAAGAUUGAAGAUAAUGUGCAGGAUAAGAGGUGGAACCCUGAUCUCGGGGAGUGGACGUACAGGCCGCAAUUGGAGGCGGCCUGGAGCGAGACAGUGGAGGCCGCAGUGCGCAACGAGCUGUACACCGAUAAGAGGACGCAGGCGAAGCAGAGCGGCCCGCGGGCAGCGGCCUCGACGGGCGUCGCAGAGCACGGCGGCGACAAGGGCGACAGAAGCGACGAGAGCGACAUGUCCAGAUCCAGGAGCCGCUCGCGCGGCGACCGCGACAGGAGCAAGAGCCGCCGCAAGGGCAGGAGCAAGAGCCGCGGCAAGAGCAAGGACAGGAGCAAGAGCAGGGAUAAGGACGCUGAGAAGGAGCGGAGGCGACAGGAAGCGAGGGAGAAGGCCGAGCAGGCCAAGAAGGAGACGCAGGAGAAGAACCUGGCGCUGAAGUGGAUCGGCACCGCAACGAGGCUCGAGACAGAGCUGGACGGGUACCUCGAGCAUGAGAAGGCGGACAAGGUGCCGUCAUGGGCUGUGAAGAACGCGAAGGCGGCGAGGAAGUCUGUGGCAGUCAUGAAGGCGGUGGCGCAGAAGCGCGUGCACAGCGGCGUGGCGUUGACGAUCACGCAGGACGAGGCCAUCAGCAUCCAGAUGGAUGCGAGCUCGGCGGCGAGGGCCAUCGCGGGGAUGCUCAAGGAGGCGCAGAAGCACAGCACCUGA
Messenger RNA from Prorocentrum cordatum, 1277 nucleotides. NCBI's taxonomy places the organism in Eukaryota, Dinophyceae, Prorocentrales, Prorocentraceae. The record is from the annotation of a GenBank genome assembly.